Molecule: messenger RNA, 483 nt
Organism: Sesamum indicum (sesame)
Lineage: Eukaryota; Viridiplantae; Streptophyta; Magnoliopsida; Lamiales; Pedaliaceae
Source: RefSeq, a predicted model, not a curated record
AUGUAUCACAUAAUUGUACAAAAUAAUAAAGAAAAAUUGGACAAAAGAGUGAAGAAACUUCCUCUCCAACAAGAUGUGGUCCCACUAACACAAAUUAUUGAAUCCAUAAAGAUCCAACCAAGAGACAAGUUAUCCCUGCAAGACCGACUAGGGGGUUGGAUAUUACAAAAAAGAAAGCGAAAUGCCUCAAAUACAAGUGACAAGUACUAUAUUCAUGACAAAGUCACUCAAAACUUCCGCUCUUUAAAGGAGGUUGCAACGUUUAUACUAUUUAGCUGCCGGAGGAAUGAUCUAGUUCUUGCACAGAUUAAGGAUGGAACCGGAAGCAAUAUAAGAAAUGUCCAUGUUGUCAGUGAGGUCGAAAAAAAAAUAGAAGGCAUUCCAUCAGAGCCAGGCAACGGUAAACAGAAUCAAAUGGAUGAUGAACAGUGGGAGAUUUUCGCAUGCGCUUUAAACAACCCAAUAAUUAAUUUAUAGCCAGUC